GCGUGUCCCUCAUCCAUUUCACUGUGGAUUAUGACUAACUGCAAACCCUGUGACUAAAUGUAUGCGAGUUGUGCAUUUGACAAGGGCGCGGAAUGAAUCACAAAAGGCAUCCAUGCGGUCCAUGCGGAUCAUUCACGCAACGAUGGUGCGAAGCAAUGGGAAGGGGGACUGUGAAACUUUGUGAAACAUGCUAUGUCAACACGUUCUGACGCACAUGUGAGGACCGGGAAGGAGAUGUGCUUGCAAGCGGCGCAAAUCAGUGGGAGACCGAUGGACGACCAGAUCACUUCCUUUUCUUGGACCUUGGGGUUGAAAUUGACGUGUGUUGUUUAAAGCUGCGCUGCACUGGAACCCACUAUGACCCGAAGAACAUCACUGUAAUGCGUGGUAUGACUGGCAUCGCAGAAGUUGUCAGGGAACACAUCAAGAUGGCAAGCGAGGCUCAACGACCUCCCGAAGCACUUGCAGUAUCUGCUGAUGCUUUGUUGAGCAGAGGGACUUGGGCAGUCAUGAAAAGAGCAAGCUUAAAGUCUGGACCUGAUGGACGCGACAAGCAUGUACAUACACUGCACAUAUCUGGUGGACGAUCCCGUUUUUUGCAGCUGAUAUUCCACGAGUCUUGGUCAUCUACGGGCAACAUUCGCCUUUUGCAGCCGUUGUCCAUUUAUGGGACCAGAGUUCCACUGAAGGAGACCCGAAAAACCCCGCUGGCAAUCAUGUUCAGCGAGAGAGUCUUGCUGGACGAAGCUGAGAUGGAGACCCGGAAGCUCUCGCGGAAGUUCGAGAUCCCUUUGGAUGACACCCACAGUGUUCGCAGAGAGUUCUUACGCUUCGAUGUCGAGAAGCGGGGCUACUUGAGCUACAUAGACUUCAAGAAGGUGGUCAAGGCACUGACAUCGCGACAUGCCUUUUGCCGGGCGGAUGCGUUGUUACAAGAGACUCAUCUACGGGCCCUGUGGAACAUUGUUGACAAAGAUGGAGCGCUGGCAAAGUUUUCCCGGUCCUGCUGUGUUCUGGAUGCUUCACUCUGCCAUGACAUGCUGGCCGUCCUUGCAGUGCUUGCUUCUUGACAAGUGGCAAACCCUUUUUCAGUGUACUUCUUGAUCAUGGCAGGAAGCGGAUGUGUUGAGUUUGA
Messenger RNA from Durusdinium trenchii, 1135 nucleotides. NCBI's taxonomy places the organism in Eukaryota, Dinophyceae, Suessiales, Symbiodiniaceae. The record is from the annotation of a GenBank genome assembly.